AUGAAGGAGGUAAAGAGCGAGCGGGAGCGAGGGAGCCGACGGAGGCACCGCGACGGGGACAUGGUGGCGGCGGCGGUGGUGGUGAAGGUGAAGCAGGAGCGCCUCAGCCCGGAAGCCGCGCCUCCCGCCCACCGCCGCCCAGAUUCCUCUGGCGGUAGCGCGUCCCCGCCGGCCGGCGAGCCGGGCCGCCCUGGUCACCGAGGGAACCGAGCCCGAGGAGGUAGCCGGUCCCCAGCCAAAAAGAAAAACAAGUCCUCAGGGAGAAGAAGCAAGUCUCCACGAAGUAAGAGAAGCCGAAGCCCUCACCACUCGACAGUCAAAGUGAAGCAGGAACGCGAGGAUCAUCCCCGGAGAGGACGGGAAGAUCGGCAGCACAGGGAACCAUCAGGCCAGGAACACAGGCGAGCUAGGAAUAGCGACCGUGACAGACACAGGGGCCAUUCCCACCAGAGGAGAAGCUCUAAUGAGAGGCCUGGGAGUGGGCAGGCUCAGGGACGGGACCGAGACAUUCAGAACCUCCAGGCUCAGGACGUGGAGCGGGAGUUUUACAAUGCCCGACGACGGGAGAAUCGCCAGAAGAACGAAGUUAGUGCCGGCGGUAACGAGCCUCAGGAGUUGGCUCCCCGACCUGGUGGCAACAGUAAGGACAAAGAGGCGCCCGCUAAAGAAAAGCCAAGCUUUGAACUUUCUGGGGCACUUCUUGAGGAUACCAACACUUUCCGGGGUGUCGUCAUUAAAUACAGUGAGCCCCCAGAAGCACGGAUCCCCAAAAAACGGUGGCGCCUCUACCCCUUUAAAAAUGAUGAGGUGCUUCCCGUCAUGUACAUCCAUCGGCAGAGCGCCUACCUCCUGGGCCGGCACCGCCGCAUAGCGGACAUCCCAAUCGAUCAUCCCUCCUGCUCAAAGCAGCACGCGGUCUUUCAGUAUCGGCUUGUGGAAUAUACCCGUGCUGAUGGUACAGUUGGCCGAAGGGUGAGGCCCUACAUCAUUGACCUUGGCUCAGGCAAUGGAACAUUCUUGAAUAACAAGCGCAUUGAGCCACAGAGAUACUAUGAACUAAAGGAAAAGGACGUACUUAAAUUUGGGUUCAGCAGCAGAGAGUAUGUCCUGCUUCACGAGUCCUCUGACACCUCCGAAGUAGACAGGAAAGAAGAUGAGGAUGACGAGGAGGAGGAGGAAGUAUCUGACAGCUAG
Molecule: messenger RNA, 1194 nt
Organism: Puma concolor (puma)
Lineage: Eukaryota; Metazoa; Chordata; Mammalia; Carnivora; Felidae
Gene: SNIP1
Product: Smad nuclear interacting protein 1
Molecular function (GO): protein binding
Source: RefSeq, a predicted model, not a curated record